Molecule: messenger RNA, 311 nt
Organism: Paraglomus brasilianum
Lineage: Eukaryota; Fungi; Glomeromycota; Glomeromycetes; Paraglomerales; Paraglomeraceae
Source: the annotation of a GenBank genome assembly
AUGGAACAGAUAACGCUGAAUGUUGGCGGUGUCAAGUUUGAAACAUAUAGAUCCACAUUAACAGCAUAUCCCAGAACGCUCCUUGGCCAAAUGUUUCAGCACAUGAUCAUAACGCCUACGGACAAUGAAUACUUUUUUGACAGAGAUGGUCACAUCUUCCGGUACAUAAUGCAAUUCUAUCGAACGGGCAAAGUAUUCUGGCCGGACGAGAAUAUGAAAGAUUCAAUGUAUGCGCCGUUCAUAUCUCACGAAGAGCUGCAGAUCGAGUACGACUAUUUUGUAAUUCCGACCGGGAAGCCGUGGAAACAGCC